AUGCCGACGGCUUUUCAACAUCCUUUUCAAGAAUCACAAUUUGACCUUUUCGACUGGUACCCCAAAUUUCGAGAGUGCCAGAACCAUUUCAUCCGCCAUGCUCAGCAUACCGCCCCAGUGCAGGCAGUGGCAGCCUUUGUGAACAUCCUGCUUCCCUUUCAACAAGCCCGGAGCCGCGAAACCGCGGCCGCCGAGGCCGACACGAGGCAGGCUGGGCUCUCGAUCGGCCCCGUGACCCUCGUGCCCUAUGUCCGCCGCCUGGUCGCCACCGGCUUCGACACGCCCGCCGUCCUGCACGGGUUUUUCGGGGACGCGUGGAGCGAGGGAGUCGGGCAGAUCCACGAGAUGGAGAGGAGAAAUUUCUUGUUCGCUGCCAAGUCGGACAACUGGGUUACGGUCAAGUCGAGCUACGACAUUGCCGGCGGUCAGAAUGUCCCGUUCCUUCGGCCCCUGCAGGGCGUAACGGAGCUGGAAAUCCAACGUGCCGAGUCAAACUGGAGCGAGUGGCUAUCCAUGUCAGACUGGAUGCUAGGACCUCGCGCGCUGGAUAGCGGCACCGAGUCUAAGUGA
Molecule: messenger RNA, 570 nt
Organism: Cordyceps militaris CM01
Lineage: Eukaryota; Fungi; Ascomycota; Sordariomycetes; Hypocreales; Cordycipitaceae
Exons: 2
Coding region: 1-570 (189 amino acids)
Source: RefSeq, a predicted model, not a curated record